AGGCGAGCUGAUGAUGCAAAGUGCCCGGCAAGCCAGCAUUCCGAUCGAAGAUAGUCCUUGCCAGAGUGAGGCAUUUGUGCUCCUCAGUAGAGUCCAAGACGGGCUUGAGGUUGCAUCAGGACCGCGAGGUUGUAUCCAGAUCGAAGCAAGAUUUCAAUGAUGACGAGGAUCCUUUCGACGACCGAUUCAACUCCUAUGCUCUGGAUGAGAGAAGCGAGCGAGCCGGAAAGAUAUAUGAGGACCAUACCAUGCCUCCUGAAUGAUCCGUACCACAUCCGCAUCAAACAUUCUAAUCACGUAUCCUUAUUCAACCUCAGUAUCAAACAUGAAGAUCACAUUGUGCCUGACAGCGUUGCUGUUUGGGAGUUCUCUGGCCAGUCCUCUUGUCGACCGCCCCCUGGCCAAUCCUCUUGUCAGCCGCUCCCUGGCCAACCCUCAUAUCGGUCGCACCGGUCCAUACAAUAUCACGACAGAAGAUGGGCUCUACAUCGAGGUCGGCACCGACCUCGUUAGACACCAAGCAUCCCAGAUCUAUCCGGAGCUGCUCGGGGAUGAAGCCUUAGCUUUCACGUCGUGGAAAGUAACCGCUGGCGCUGGGAGAGCCGCAUAUGUAGCGAUUGGAUACUACGCAUUCAUUGACCAAGGCCAAGUCAUCACCGAUACCGUUAAUGCUUGCCACGAUGCAGAGGGCAACUUCAGCUUCACCAAAGAAUGCGUCAACGGUGCCGCUGUUUCACUCCUUCAAUACGGAUUGCUGGGCUACUACGGAAAAAGCGUGACAAGCGCGAAUACACAUGUGACGGUCAUCUCUUUCGCGGCAGCGAGGGCUGCUGCCGGUCUUGCGAAGCCUCCAGCCGCGAAUUCCGCAUCCAGCCGCGCCAAGCGACAAUCAGACAACUGUUACACGUUGAGUCAGGUGGGAAUUCCGCAGACCACAUUCACAGGCAAUUCCGGCGUUAAGAUGACUACUAUCAACGACUGUCCGUACAUCAUCCCCACAAAGAGUCUCGCAGGCUGGCAAGCAACGAUGGGUCAAUCUGGCGGCAUCGUCGACUUGAUGUUUGCCAAUGGCGCGUGGGCAGUCCAGAUGUCUCUCUGCACACAGGCAUUUAACAACGUCGAAUUGGAUGUCAAUGUUCAUGCGUCAUUUGAGAUCACAGACAACAUCACCGACUGUGAGGAUCAAGUCUCGGGGCAAGGCAUCUGUACGGCCAGUGAGAAUUAGGCUACGAAUGGC
Messenger RNA from Neohortaea acidophila, 1237 nucleotides. RefSeq lists its product as uncharacterized. Lineage: Eukaryota; Fungi; Ascomycota; Dothideomycetes; Mycosphaerellales; Teratosphaeriaceae. Bases 260 to 1225 code for a protein of 321 amino acids. The record is from RefSeq and is a predicted model, not a curated record. The transcript has a single exon.